CUGCCACAUCGAAAAUCACAUCGACAUUCUGUUAGAUUUUUUUUUUUUAAUUCCAGUCAAUCAAUUCGGUGACACUGUUUAGCAAGUAAUUUUAUUGACUAACAAUUGUUCAGUGCAACUGUGACCUGAGACGAAUUCAAUCAACUGAAAACAAAAUCAAGAAAAGAUGAGCAAGAAGUAUUCUCGCGCUGAAUCAAAAACAGAUUUGUUGGACUUUUUGGAUCGUGGCCAUUCAGCAAAUCGUGAAAACCGAUGGACGUUUGAGGUCGCUUGGGAAGCCGCCAAUAAAGUCGGCGGAAUUUACACUGUGAUUCGAUCGAAGGCGUUCGUAUCGACUGAAGAGCUGGGUGAAUUUUACUGCUUGUUUGGUCCAUACAAGGAGCAAUGCGCUCGUACUGAGGUUGAAGAAUGCGAUUUCCCACCGGGCAAUCCCUUACAAGGCGCUGUAAACAAUUUACGCGCUCAGGGUUACAAGGUUGUUACGGGAAGAUGGUUAGUGGAUGGUAAUCCUCAGAUAAUCCUUUUCGAUAUUGGAUCGGCCGCAUGGAAAAUGGAUACAUUCAAAAAUGAAUUGUGGGAGACUUCAAGCAUUGGCAUACCACAUUUAGAUGUUGAAAGCAAUGAUGCCGUUAUUUUGGGCUACAUGAUAGCCGAUUUCUUCAGAGAAUUCACUCAUUGUUUAAAAGAGUAUACAGAACAAAAUGGCUAUGGUCCACCAAGAGUUGUUGCACAGUUCCAUGAAUGGCAAGCUGGUGUCGGUUUGAUUGCUGUUCGAACCAGAGGUAUUGAAAUAGCCACCGUAUUCACUACGCAUGCCACUUUGUUGGGCCGUUACUUGUGUGCUGGCAACACAGACUUUUACAAUAAUCUCGAUAAAUUCUCGGUUGAUGAUGAGGCCGGAAAACGUCAAAUUUACCAUCGAUAUUGUAUCGAACGUGCUGCCACGCAUUUGGCUCACAUUUUUACAACCGUCUCAGAAAUUACCGGUUACGAAUCGGAACAUUUGCUGAAACGUAAACCAGAUAUUAUCACACCAAACGGAUUGAAUGUUAAGAAAUUUUCGGCCAUUCACGAAUUCCAGAAUUUGCACGCCAUUUCAAAGGAGAAAAUCCACGAAUUCACACGAGGCCAUUUCUAUGGUCAUAUCAAUUUCGAUUUGGAUAAAACACUCUACUUAUUCAUUGCCGGUCGUUAUGAGUUCGGCAACAAAGGUGCUGAUGUCUUCAUCGAAUCGUUGGCACGUCUGAAUCAUCUCCUAAAAAGUCAACUGCCAGACGUUACCGUAGUUGCAUUCCUAAUUUUCCCAACCAAAACUAACAACUUCAAUGUAGAAAGUCUUCGCGGUCAUGCCGUCACAAAGCAAUUACGGGAUACCAUAAACAAUAUUCAACAGGAUAUUGGAAAACGCAUGUACAACACAUGCCUCGGCGGUAAUCUUCCAAACUCAUCUGAACUGCUUACAAAAGACGAAGUGGUGAAAAUCAAGCGUUGUUUGUAUGCACUUCAACGCACUGGCCAUCCACCGGUCACAACACACAAUGUAGUUGACGACUGGAACGAUCCAGUUUUGUCAUCCGUUCGCCGUUGCCACUUGUUUAAUACGGUGCACGAUCGUGUCAAGAUUGUCUUCCAUCCAGAAUUCUUGAAUUCAACCAAUCCACUAUUUGGCUUGGACUAUGAAGAAUUUGUACGCGGUUGCCACUUGGGUGUUUUCCCCUCAUACUAUGAACCUUGGGGAUAUACUCCUGCAGAAUGUACUGUCAUGGGUAUUCCAAGUAUUACAACCAAUUUAUCUGGUUUCGGUUGCUUCAUGCAAGAGCAUAUCGCCGAUCCAAAAUCGUAUGGCAUCUAUAUCGUAGAUCGUCGAUACAUCGGCUUGGACGAUAGUAUCAAUCAAUUGUCUACAUUUAUGUUUGACUUCGCCAAAAUGAGCCGUCGCCAGCGUAUCAUUCAACGUAAUCGUACCGAACGUUUGAGCGAUUUGCUCGACUGGAGAAACUUGGGAAUUUACUACCGUGAGGCUCGUGUGAAAGCUUUGAAAGCCGUUUAUCCAGAUUAUGUGGACGAAAGUGGCAUGGAAUAUUUGGAAAGUAACUUCAACUACCCAAGACCAUUGUCAGCUCCACCAUCGCCAUCAUCAUCGCGGCACACAACACCCCAUGGAUCACGUCAUGGAUCAGACGAUGAGGAUUCGGUUGAUGAUGAACUUGAGCUGAAAGAACUUGGAAUUCAUAAUAAUCAUUAAGACCUUUGGGAGCAGCUAGUUUGAGCAUGUAGUUAAGAAUUUGUUGCAAUUUUUGAGUGACUUUGUCAUUUGAACCGUUCGAUCCAAUGCGGAAAACUUGAAGAAAUCCUUGGCGAGUCUGAUAUUGAUUCAAGCCAAACAACAUCGAAUUCAUUUGAUACAAAUUGGAUGCUCAAGAGCAAUUUAGGAAUUAAUUUUUAAAAAUAGAAACAUUCUCGUUAAUGCAUUAUGCAGAAACCGUUUGAAUCAAUGUCAUUCGCGUCGAACAAAUACAAAAACCGUUGAUUACAGUCUUCGAACUUUAUUCAAGAGAAAAAAAACAAA
Messenger RNA from Sitodiplosis mosellana (orange wheat blossom midge), 2569 nucleotides. RefSeq names its product glycogen [starch] synthase (gene GlyS). NCBI's taxonomy places the organism in Eukaryota, Metazoa, Arthropoda, Insecta, Diptera, Cecidomyiidae. The transcript is spliced from 7 exons. The coding region runs from base 167 to 2245 and encodes 692 amino acids. Gene Ontology annotation, cellular component: cytoplasm. Gene Ontology annotation, molecular function: alpha-1,4-glucan glucosyltransferase (UDP-glucose donor) activity. Gene Ontology annotation, biological process: glycogen biosynthetic process. The record is from RefSeq and is a predicted model, not a curated record.